Prunus armeniaca (apricot) is the source of this 576-nucleotide messenger RNA. The record is from the annotation of a GenBank genome assembly. Lineage: Eukaryota; Viridiplantae; Streptophyta; Magnoliopsida; Rosales; Rosaceae.
AUGAUUUUGGUAAGUUUCGGAAUUUCAACCUCAGAGGCAUCACAUAUCUCCAUUGAUUGCGCUUGGGAAGUUGGUGGAAGUAUUUUUGAAGGUGGGAGUGUAACAGGUGAUUGUUGCAAUGAGCUUGUGUCUGUAGGCAAAACUUAUCAUGAUCUAUUCUUCAACUCCGCUCUUGCGUUUAAAUCCAAUGCAGACAAAUCUGAAGCUUUGGCAAAGAGUGCACAACUUUGGAACAUAUGUGUUGGAAUUGCGGUCUCCCGCACAUCUUCUAUCCCAAUUCCAACCUCAAGGGCUUCAAAAUCAAAAACAAUGGAUGAAUGUAAAAAACAGAUAUCCAUUAAGUGUGCUCAGGAAGUUGGUGAAACUAUUUUCAAAGGUGGGAGCGUAGCAGAUGGUUGUUGCUAUGAGCUUGUGUCUGUAGGCAAAAUUUGUCAUGAUCUAUUCUUCAACUCUGCUCUCGAGUCUACACCCAAUGUCGACAAAUCUAGAGCUUUAGCAAAAAGUACACAAGUUUGGAACCGAUGUGUUAAAAUUAUAAUUUCCCCUAUCUCUUCUAUCUCUGAAACAGAGAAUUGA